Haliaeetus leucocephalus (bald eagle) is the source of this 1734-nucleotide messenger RNA. RefSeq names its product transcription factor CP2-like 1 (gene TFCP2L1). Gene Ontology annotation, cellular component: nucleus. Gene Ontology annotation, biological process: regulation of transcription by RNA polymerase II. Gene Ontology annotation, molecular function: DNA-binding transcription activator activity, RNA polymerase II-specific; RNA polymerase II cis-regulatory region sequence-specific DNA binding. Bases 1 to 1431 code for a protein of 476 amino acids. The record is from RefSeq and is a predicted model, not a curated record. The transcript has 15 exons. NCBI's taxonomy places the organism in Eukaryota, Metazoa, Chordata, Aves, Accipitriformes, Accipitridae.
AUGCCGACAGCUACCCUGAGUAAACUGCCUUUCUCUCGGCUGAAAUUUGACCAGGAAGCUUGCGGAGAUGUCCUUGCACUGCCGAUCUUCAAGCAGGAAGAACCGCAGCUGUCUCCUGAGAACGAUGCCAAACUGCCACCCUUUCAGUACGUCCUCUGCACAGCCACGUCACCUGCUGUGAAACUCCACGAAGAAACCCUGACCUACCUCAACCAAGGUCAGUCUUAUGAAAUCCGUCUACUUGAGAAUAGGAAAUUGGGAGAGUUUCAAGAUUUAAACACAAAAUAUGUAAAGAGCAUAAUUCGUGUAGUUUUCCAUGACCGACGCCUGCAGUACACAGAGCAUCAGCAGCUUGAGGGCUGGAGGUGGAGUCGGCCUGGGGACCGCAUCCUUGAUAUAGAUAUUCCGCUGUCAGUUGGUAUCUUGGAUCCCAGGGCCAGCCCAACCCAGUUGAACACUGUUGAAUUUCUGUGGGAUCCAUCAAAGAGAGCCUCAGCAUUCAUUCAGGUACAUUGCAUCAGCACAGAAUUUACUCCACGGAAACAUGGAGGAGAGAAAGGGGUGCCCUUCCGGGUGCAAAUCGACACCUUUAAGCAGAAUGAAAAUGGUGAAUACACAGAACACUUGCAUUCUGCAAGCUGCCAGAUCAAAGUGUUCAAGCCUAAAGGAGCAGACAGAAAACAGAAGACUGACAGGGAAAAAAUGGAGAAGAAGACCACCCAAGAGAAGGAGAAGUAUCAGCCUUCCUAUGAGACAACUAUUCUCACAGAGUGCUCUCCCUGGCCAGAUGUGCCUUAUCAAAUGAACAAUGCUCCAUCUCCAAGCUACAACAGUUCACCCAACAGCUUCAACCUUGGAGAUGGCAACAGUUCUCCAACCCACCAAGUGGAGCUCCUGCCUCCCAGCAAUGAUCAUCUCCUUCCUUCUGCUUCUAUUCAAGAUGCCCAGCAGUGGCUUCAUCGUAAUAGGUUCUCUCCAUUCUGUAGACUCUUCUCAAGUUUUUCGGGUGCUGACUUACUGAAGAUGUCCAAAGAAGAUUUUGUUCAAAUCUGUGGCCCUGCUGAUGGAAUUCGGCUCUUUAAUGCAAUCAAAGGAAGAAAUGUAAGGCCCAAGAUGACAAUUUAUGUCUGUCAAGAACCAGAGCAAAACAGGUCCCAUCUCCACCAAAAACGAGAAAACGGAGAUGGCAGUCUUUGUGUAUAUCAUGCAAUCUUCUUGGAAGAAUUGACCACGCUGGAAUUAAUCGAGAAGAUUGCAAACUUGUACAGCAUUUCUCCACAGCAGAUAAAUCGAAUCUAUCGGCAGGGACCCACAGGAAUCCACGUAUUAGUGAGCAAUGAGAUGGUGCAAAACUUCCAAGAUGAAUCUUGUUUUGUUAUCAGCACAUUAAAAGCUGAAAGCAAUGACGGCUACCACAUCAUUUUAAAAUGACCGUGCUGCACAGAAAGACUUUAACAGCCUAAAAUUUAGUGCCUCACUGAGAUUGCUACAACCUAGACUGGAAACAUGAAGAACCUUCUGGAUAAAAUGCUCCUAUGAACUAAGAAUUACCAAACAGCUUAAGGAAAAACUUGCUUUUACAGAUAUAUGUUUUUGGUGGUGUGUAGUUUUGUUUUGUUUUUUUUUUUUUAAGCUGGAGCUGAGAACAUCCUCAAAGCUUGUACAUGUUUCUUCCUCCCUCCCUUCCUCUUCAGUCUUAAAAAUUGCCGAGGUUUCUGCUUAUUACUUAGAAAC